AUGAUUGUUGAAGAUAAGUCCCUAUUGAAAUCAUAUUUGAUGGAACUACAGAUCGCGAAACACUGUCCAGAACGGAAAGGAAUUCCUAUUUCCGCCAGCACUGUUAAGAGCAGAAUCGAAGACAUGGCAGAAGAUACUGAAAAUCAUGUGAUCGCACAUGUGGAAAGUUCUGCGUUUUAUUCAAUUCAAUUCGACGAAUCAACGGACAUAACUAACAAAUGA
Soboliphyme baturini is the source of this 222-nucleotide messenger RNA. The record is from the annotation of a GenBank genome assembly. NCBI's taxonomy places the organism in Eukaryota, Metazoa, Nematoda, Enoplea, Dioctophymatida, Soboliphymatidae.